CCGGCCUUCACAGGUCACCAACCGCUGCGAGAGGCUGAGAGCAACGAGCAUCACCGCGAGCUCAACAGAGGAGACACUUUGGACACUUCCCAGAUCAUAAUCUAUUUCUUCAUCAGACGACCACCCACAUUACCAUGAAGUCGACAUGUCUGCUCCUCUUGGCUUCUCUCGUGGUCUGCAACAUGACUGUGUGUGGAGGACAGGGCUUCCCCGCUGAGGAGGAGACAGACGGCAGGACCAUAGACGACAUCAUACUACAGAGAGCAGAGAGUCUCCUGUUACGGUCCAUUCUCAGGAAGAUGCAGGAUGAAUACGGCAGAAACGAAGGGUCUUCUUCUCAGACAGAAUGGGUGACAAAACGACAACAUCCCGGUAAGAGGUACAUCGAGGAUUUGGAGAAGCGGCAGCAUCCGGGGAGGAGAGAAGAAGAUGAGGAUGAACAGUACGUGGAUGUUCAAAAGAGACAGCAUCCGGGCAAACGCGAAGAUGAAAUGCACUCUUUCAUGGAGCUCCAGAAAAGGCAGCACCCGGGGAAGCGCGUCACGAUGGAACACGUUUCUGAAAACCCCAUUGUGUUCCUGAGUGAACUUUCAAAACGGCAACACCCGGGGAAGCGCUACCUGGUGCUGCACAGCAAACGCCAGCACCCAGGUAAGCGCAACUUCGAGGAUGAGGAGGACGAUGGGGACUGGGACGCGGAUUCAGAUGGAGACGAAGAGUUCGCCGAGUUAGAAAAGCGUCAGCACCCAGGGAAACGGUUUUUGGAUAACUCCAGUCCGGAUUUAGGCACGAACAGUCCCUGUGAUGUAUUGGACCCUACGAGCUGCAGCAAGACCAAUCUGCUGCUCGACUUUUUAGACAACAUCAACAAGAGCCAUGCCGAGGAGAAGAGACAACACCCGGGCAAAAGGUUUGCACCCGAGGAGGAUUUAGUGGAAGCAGAGUAGGUUAAACACUGGUCUGGUGCGCGUGUACUGCUGUAUUGUAAACAAAUAAAUGUGUAAAUGAAGUGACCAUAAAGAAUUAUUAAAAAUGAAAAAAGAAGUUACA
Molecule: messenger RNA, 1050 nt
Organism: Trematomus bernacchii (emerald rockcod)
Lineage: Eukaryota; Metazoa; Chordata; Actinopteri; Perciformes; Nototheniidae
Gene: trh
Product: thyrotropin-releasing hormone
Exons: 3
Coding region: 135-947 (270 amino acids)
Biological process (GO): hormone-mediated signaling pathway
Cellular component (GO): extracellular region
Molecular function (GO): thyrotropin-releasing hormone activity
Source: RefSeq, a predicted model, not a curated record